This is a messenger RNA of Trichosporon asahii var. asahii CBS 2479, 783 nucleotides long. RefSeq lists its product as uncharacterized. The transcript has 7 exons. Gene Ontology annotation, cellular component: COP9 signalosome. The record is from RefSeq and is a predicted model, not a curated record. NCBI's taxonomy places the organism in Eukaryota, Fungi, Basidiomycota, Tremellomycetes, Trichosporonales, Trichosporonaceae. The coding region runs from base 1 to 783 and encodes 260 amino acids.
AUGACAGACUCCCGACUUGAACCCUUCCUGCUGCUGGCGCGCAGUGCCAAAGGUGCCGCUGCGGCUAAAGUCGUCGAAAAUGCGACUGCAGCGAAUGGUGUGUAUACCUUCAACGCGCUGAUGGAUGUUCCGAACGUCAAGGAGUCGUCAGAUUUGCAGAAACACUGGAACCUCCUGCAGCUCUUCGCCUAUGGAACUCUCAAGGAUUACAUUUCAUCGCCCGAUUCAUACCCCCCUUUGUCACCUCAGCAGGUUGCCAAGCUGAAGCACUUGACACUUGUGUCUCUAGCUCUUGAGCACAGGACGCUCGACUUGAGGACUACGCGGGAACUGGAGAACAUGAUUAUCGACUGUAUCUACUCGAAUCUCCUCACAGGGAAGAUGCACCACCACGAGCAAAUCUUCUACGUCGACCAAGUCUCAGCGCGUGAUCUGAACGAAGCUGAGGUUCGCAAGGUUGAGUCGGCUCUGAAAACAUGGUCGAGCAACGCUGAGUCCAUUCUGAAAGCCCUCGACCAGCAGAUUGCUGAGGCGCGCGAAUCGGCCAUCCAGGAGGCAGAGCAGGCGGCGCAGUAUCAGAAGGAACAGGACGCAGCCUACAACCAGGCGAAGGAGGAGCUGCACAAGCGUGACCGGCACGCUAUGAGCGGCCUAUCGAACAGGACCAACGAAAUGCAGGCUGCCCUGCCGAAAUCCUCAAUGUCUAGCCUUGGCUACGGGAUGGAGGGCAAGGGCGGCAAUGAAGAGAUGUCGCACAGCAGGGCGAAGAGGACUCGCGCUUAG